This is a messenger RNA of Danaus chrysippus (African queen), 3678 nucleotides long. The record is from the annotation of a GenBank genome assembly. Lineage: Eukaryota; Metazoa; Arthropoda; Insecta; Lepidoptera; Nymphalidae.
AUGCUGACAAAGUUCGAAACAAAGUCAGCUAGGGUGAAAGGGAUAUCGUUUCACGCGAAGCGACCGUGGGUUUUGACGAGUCUACAUAAUGGUGUAAUUCAACUUUGGGAUUAUCGUAUGUGUACAUUGCUGGAGAAAUUUGACGAACACGAUGGUCCCGUCCGCGGUAUCUGCUUCCACAUUCAACAGCCACUCUUCGUUUCCGGCGGUGACGAUUAUAAAAUAAAGGUUUGGAAUUACAAGCAAAGAAGAUGCCUUUUCACCCUACUUGGUCACUUGGAUUACAUUCGCACAACUUUCUUUCAUCAUGAGUACCCUUGGAUUUUAAGUGCUUCAGAUGAUCAGACAAUAAGAAUAUGGAACUGGCAAUCCCGUCAAUGCAUCAGUGUACUGACUGGGCACAAUCACUAUGUAAUGUGCGCACAGUUUCAUCCGACCGAAGAUCUUCUAGUGUCAGCUUCAUUGGAUCAAUCUGUGAGGGUUUGGGACUUCUCGGGACUGAGGAAGAAAAGUGUGGCCCCGGGACCCACAGGCCUAGCUGAUCAUCUCAGGAAUCCACAAGCUACAGACCUCUUCGGACAGGCGGAUGCAGUUGUAAAGCAUGUGUUAGAAGGUCAUGAUCGUGGAGUGAAUUGGGCGUCCUUCCAUCCAAACCUGCCGCUCAUAGUGUCCGCAGCUGAUGAUAGACAAGUCAAACUGUGGAGGAUGAAUGAUGCUAAGGCUUGGGAAGUAGACACGUGUCGUGGACAUUACAACAACGUAUCAUGUGCCUUAUUCCACGCAAGACAUGAGUUGAUUCUGUCAAAUAGUGAAGAUAAAUCCAUUAGGGUCUGGGAUAUGACGAAACGAGUCUGUCUACACACAUUCAGGAGAGAACAUGAACGCUAUUGGGUGCUAUCAUCACAUCCAACCCUGAAUCUAUUUGCCGCUGGUCAUGACGCUGGUAUGAUAUUGUUCAAGCUACAACGAGAAAGACCAGCAUAUGCCAUACAUAAUAAUAUGCUUUUCUAUAUAAAGGACAGACAGCUUCGUAAACUGGAUAUGUCAACUAACAGAGAUGCUCCUGUUAUGCAGAUUAAAGGUGGAGGAAGACAUCAACCUUACAGUAUGUCAUUAAACCACGCUGAAUGGUGCGUGCUUGUAUCGUGGCGUGUUGGUGACACACACACAUACGAACUAUACAACGUAUCAAGAGACGGCGAGACGGCAAGUACCGCUGAACCAAUGAGGGGUCAUGCUACUACAGCUGUUUGGGUCGCUAGGAAUAGAUUUGCUGUGUUAGAGAAGAAUAAUCAGCUGAUAAUAAAGAAUCUGAAGAACGAGGUUUCCAAGAAGAUAGCUACUCCGACGUGUGAAGAGAUCAUGUACGCUGGUACCGGGAUGUUAUUAUUGAGAGAGGCUGAUGCUGUACAGCUUCUAGACGUACAACAGAAAAGAACCGUCGCCAGUGUGAAAGUAUCUAAAUGCCGUUAUGCUAUUUGGAAUUCGGAUAUGUCUCUAGUAGCGCUACUUGGAAAGCAUACGGUGACUAUAUGUACUAAGAAGUUAGAACAGUUAUGUUCUAUCACUGAAGGGGCGCGAGUAAAAUCAGGAGCUUUUGAUGAUUCAAAUUCACACCCGGUCUUUAUUUACACUACAGCCAAUCAUAUCAAAUAUUGCUGCAAAGAAGGAGAUCAUGGUAUUAUUCGUACGUUGGAUGUGCCGGUGUAUGCGGUGAAAGUGAUAGCGAACGAAGCCGGGGCGAGAGUUGUAUGUCUAGAUAGAGAGGCCCGACCUAAAGUACUCAACAUUGAUCCCACAGAAUACAGAUUCAAGCUGGCUCUGGUGACCCGUCAAUACGACCAAGUUCUUCAUAUGGUGAGAACAGCUAAGCUGGUCGGACAGAGCAUCAUAGCUUACUUACAAGACAAAGGUUAUCCGGAAGUAGCUCUUCAUUUCGUGAAGGAUGCUCGAACAAGAUUGGAAUUAUCCUUACAGUGUGGUAAUAUAGAAGUGGCGUUAGAAGCUGCUAAGAGUUUAGACGACCCCGAUGCUUGGGAGAAACUGGCUGAUGCUGCAAGGAAUGCUGGCAAUCAUCAGAUUGUAGAAAUGUGCUACCAACGUACAAAGAACUUCGACAAGCUCUCGUUUUUAUACCUCAUUACCGGCAACCUUGACAAGUUGAGGAAAAUGAUGAAAAUAGCGGAAAUAAGGAAAGAUGUGUCAUCACAAUUCCAAGGAGCUUUACUAUUAGGAGAUGUGGCUGAAAGGAUACGGCUGCUGAAAAAUGCUGGCCAGCUCUCCCUGGCAUAUCUAACAGCGAUCAAUCACAAGCAAACAAAUGAGGCUGAGCAAUUGAAAGUGGCGUUAGAAGCGGCUAAUUUACCAGUACCUAAUAAAAACCCUAAAGCAGUCGUUUUAAGGCCACCUGUACCUGUACAGAAAGCUCAAUCUAACUGGCCGCUGCUAUCUAUAUCUAAGAGCUUCUUCGAAGUAGCGGGUGCUCGGUCGGGUGCUCCGGGGGCUCCAGCGGGGGCUGCGGGCCAGGACGCUAUACAUGAAGAUGAACCUCUUGAAGCGGCAGGUGCUUGGGGAGAUGAUGAUCUGGGAGAUACUAAGGAGGUUGAUGGUGAAGUGGUAAUAGAUCAAGAGGAUGCCUGUGAGGACGGAGGCUGGGACGUUGGAGAUGAAGAUCUGGACCUGCCUGAACUACCGCCUGUUGCUGCCGAAGAAUCAUCAGAGUCUUCAUUCUUCGUUGCUCCGCCCCGCGGCUCGCGAGCACCCGCCGUGUUGAGGACAGCGCACGACCACGUGGCCACAGGAAACAUUGAAGGAGCUAUGAGGUUACUGAACGAGCAAGUCGGUAUUGUGAACUUCGAGCCCUAUUUAGAGAUAUUCCUGUCAAUGUAUUCUACAUCGAGGGUCAUGUUCGCUGGUCUGCCUCAACUACCCCCGCUAGUGACUUCUUUACACAGAAACUGGAAGGAGGCAAGCGGGAAAGACCUCUUACCUGUUAUCACCGCCAAAUUGACGGAUUUAGUGAAUCAACUACAGCAGUGCUACCAACUGACGACUAGCGGCAAGUUCCCGGAGGCGCUCGUCCGUCUGGAGCGCGUGGUGAGGUUGGUGCCACUGCUGGUUGUGGACACGCGCCAGGAACUGGCGGAGGCGCAGCAGCUUCUGGCCAUCAGCAGGGAAUACCUGCUGGGGCUCAGGAUGGAGAGCGCCAGGAAGGCAAUGCCGAAGAACACUCUGGAGGAACAGAUCCGGACGUGCGAGAUGGCGGCCUACUUCACGCACUGCAAGCUGCAGCCCGUGCAUCAGAUCCUGACUCUACGCACGGCGCUCAACAUGUUCUUCAAGCUCAAGAACUACAAGACGGCCGCCUCGUUCGCGAGGAGGCUGCUCGAGCUGGGCCCCAGGCCGGAAGUGGCGCAGCAGGCGAGGAAGAUACUACAGGCGUGCGAGAACACGCCCAGCGACGAACACCGGCUGGCCUACGACGAACACAACCCCUUCAACAUAUGCGGGAUGAGCUACAAGCCGAUAUACAGGGGCAAGCCGGAGGAGCGCUGCCCGCUAUGCGGCGCGAGCUACAUGCCCGAGCACAGGGGCAAGCUGUGCGCCGUGUGCGGCGUGGCGGAGAUCGGGAGGGAGGCGCUGGGGCUGAGGAUCUGCGCGGCCCAGGCGCAGAGAUAA